Oreochromis aureus is the source of this 2977-nucleotide messenger RNA. Its product is annotated as NLR family CARD domain-containing protein 3-like. The transcript has 5 exons. The record is from RefSeq and is a predicted model, not a curated record. Lineage: Eukaryota; Metazoa; Chordata; Actinopteri; Cichliformes; Cichlidae. Gene Ontology annotation, molecular function: protein binding. Bases 82 to 2535 code for a protein of 817 amino acids.
UUUUCCAGAAAACGUGAAACAACAAUCAGAUGUGAAGACAUCUUUAAAGCCUUACCAAAGGAGAGAGAUAAACCAAUCAGAAUGAUGCUAACAAAGGGAGUGGCUGGAAUUGGAAAAACAUUCCUAACACAAAAAUACACUUUGGAUUGGGUCGAAGACAAAGGCAACCAGGACAUUCAGCUCAUGUUUCCAUUCACAUUCAGAGAGUUUAAUCUUCUGAGAGAUAAAAAAAUCAGUUUGGUAGAACUUAUUCAUCACUUCUUCACGGAAACCAAAGAAGCAGGAAUCUGCAGCUUUAAAAAGUUCAAAGUUGUGUUCAUCUUUGAUGGUCUGGAUGAGUGUCGACUUCCUCUGAACUUCCACAUCACUGAGAUCCUCACUGAUGUUACAGAGUCCACAUCAGUGGAUGUGCUGCUGACAAACCUCAUUAGGGGAAAGUUGCUUCCCUCUGCUCACAUCUGGAUAACCACACGACCUGCAGCAGCCAAUCAGAUCCCUGCUGAGUGUGUAGACAUGGUUACAGAGGUCAGAGGGUUCACUGACCCACAGAAGAAGGAGUAUUUCAUGAAGAGAUUCAAAGACGAGGAGCAAGCCAACAGCAUAUUUUCACAAGUUAUGACAUCAAAAAGUCUCCACAUCAUGUGUCACAUCCCGAUCUUCUGCUGGAUCACUGCUACAGUUAUGGAGAGUGUGUCAAAAACCAGACAGGAUGGAAGACUACCAAAGACCCUGACUGAGAUGUACAUUCACUUCCUGGUGAUUCAGACAAAAGUGAAGAACAUCAAGUAUGAUGGAAGAGCUGAGACAGAUCCUCACUGGAGUCCAGAGAGCAGGAAGAUGGUUGAGGAAUUGGGAAAACUUGCUUUUGAGCGGCUGCAGAAAGACAACUUGGUUUUCUAUGAAUCAGACCUGACAGAGUGUGGCAUUAAUGUCAGAGAGGCCUCAGACUACUCAGGAGUGUUCACACAGAUUUUUAGAGAAGAAAGAGGGGUCUACCAAGAGAAGAUGUUCUGCUUCAUCCAUUUGACCAUUCAAGAGUUUCUGGCUGCUCUUCAUGUCCAUCUGACAUUCACCAAAUCUGGUAUCAACCUCAUGGAAGAGCAACAAACGGCUUCAAAGCAGACUGAAGAGUCUGCUGCAAUCCACUUCUACCAGAGUGUAAUAGACAAGGCCUUACAGAGUCCAAAUGGACACCUGGAUUUGUUUCUUCGCUUCAUCCUGGGUCUUUCACUGCAGACCAAUCAGAUUCUCCUACAAGGCCUACUGACACCAACAGGAAGCAGCUUGCAGAUCAGUCAGGAAAUAGUCCUAUACAUAAAAAAUAAAGUGAAUGAGAAUUUCCCCGUAGAGAAAAAAAUUCAACUGUUCCACUGUCUGAAUGAACUAAAUGAUGACUCUAUAGUGAAGGAGAUUCAACGUCAUUUGAGUUCAGGUAGACUGUCAAGAUACAAUCUCAGUCCUGCUCAGUGGUCAGCUCUGGUCUUCAUCUUACAUUCUUCACAAAAAAGUUGGGAUGUUAUUGAUCUGAAAACAUACUCAGCUUCAGCUGAAGCGCUCCUGAGACUGCUGCCAGUGGUCAAAAUCUGCAAAAAAGCUCUGCUGAGUGGCUGUAACCUCACACAGAGAAGUUGUGAAGCUCUGUCCUCAGUUCUCAGUGCUACGUCCUCUAGACUGAUAGAGCUGGACAUGAGUAACAACAACUUGCAGGACUCAGGAGUGGAGCUACUGUGUGCAGGACUCGCGAGUCCACAAUGCACACUUCAAACUCUCAGGCUGUCGGGUUGUCAGAUAACAGAGAGGGGCUGUGCUUCACUGGCUUCAGCUCUGAGGUCAAAUCCCUCACACCUGAGAGAGCUGGACCUGAGCUACAAUCAUCCAGGAGACUCAGGAAUAAAGCUGCUGUCUCCUCUAUGGGACAAUCCCUGCUGGAGACUGGACACCCUCAGAAUGGAUCCUCAUGGAGACCAGUGGAUGAAAACAGGUCUAAAGAAAUAUUUCUGUGAGCUGACAGUGGAUCAGAACACAGUCCACCGUAAUCUUAAACUAUCUGACAACAACAGGAAGGUGGUGCACAUGAACGAGGACCAGCUGUAUCCUGAUCAUGCUGACAGAUUUGAUAGUCCUCAGCUGAUGUGUACUAACAGUCUAACUGGUCGUUCUUACUGGGAAGUUGAACACAGUGGAGAGGUUCUUAUUGUCGUGACUUACAAAGGAAUAAAACGGAAAGGAAACGGUGAUGACAACAGGUUUGGAAGGACUGAUGAAUCCUGGUCUCUGUACUGUGAUGAUACUGAUUAUUUUGCAGUGCACAAUUACACAUCAACAGCCAUCAGUGUUCCCUGCUCAUCUGCCCCUCACCAGGUUGCAGUAUAUGUGGACUGUGAUGUUGGCACUGUGUCCUUCUACAAGGUCUUUCCAGAAAUGCUGUACCACCUCCACACUUUCAACACCACAUUCACUGAACCCAUUUACCCUGGGUUUAGAGUUAGGUUUCUUGACUCCCAUAUCUACAUCUGUCCUGACUCAGAAAACUGAACCUCUGCUGCUACUGUAGAGAGAAUUCUGAUAUUGGUAAAACAGCUUUUUUAAAAUUUUGUCUUGAUGCAUGCUCAAUCAUCCAGGUAAGUAAAUUUCCAAAAGUUGAUUCUGUUCAUCUGGACGUAGCGUUUUCAGUGGGAGAAACGUUUCGUCACUCAUCCAAGUAACUUCUUCAAUUUCAGCUGACUGCAGGUUUCCCCAAUCUUAUGGGAAACAGUACAGCUUUUUUUUUAAAUUAUUGACAAGUAAAUAAACAAUUGCUAGCACCCAAAAUGCCAGUGGCUAUUCCUGUGCCCAUUGAAAAUCUGCUGUUUCAUAAUUACAUUUGAUAUUACUGGUAUAUAUAUUGGUAUGUUUUUUUUUUUUCCUGAAAGUGUAUGUGUGGUAUAUGUCGACUCUAAUUGUGAACUUCCCUGGAAAUAAAACAUGUUUUCUUUUC